AUGGGCAUCUAUAAAGUCCGCAUCGCCACUGGGAACUUCCUGCUAGCUGGGACAUUCAGCUCCAUCUCCAUCACCCUGGUGGGGACCCAUGAGGAGAGCGACAAGAAGCCCCUCGACAACUGCGGGAAGGACUUCAACCCCGGGGCGGUGGAGGAGUUCAAGCUGUGCAGCCGGCGCUGGCUGGGGGACAUCGUCCUGGUGCGGCUCCACAAGGAGCCCUACUCCUUCUACCCCACCGACAACUGGUACUGCAGCUUCGUGGAGGUCGUCUCCCCCCACGGCCAGCGCUACCGCUUCCCCUGCUACCAGUGGAUUGAGGGCUACCGCACCCUGGAGCUGCGGGAGGGGAAAGGCCAGAUAGUUUGUGACGAUGCCGAUUCCCCGUUGCUGCUGGAGCAGCGGCAGGCUGAGCUGAAGCACCGACGCGAGUGCUAUGGGUGGAAGGAGUUCGCCCCCGGACUGCCCCGGUGCCUGGCGGUGGAGAACGUCAUUGAGCUGGACUGUAACACCAUGUACUCCUUCACCAAGAGCACCAACUUCCUGCUGCGUGGGGGGAAUGCGCAGGUGGAGCUGUGGCUGAAGGGUUUCCUGAGCUGCACCAACUCCUGGGCGAAGCUGGACGACAUCAACAAGGUUUUCUGCUUCAACAAGACCCCGAUCACAGAGUACGUGCGGGCGCACUGGCGAGAGGACACAUUCUUCGGGUCCCAGUUCCUGAACGGGGUCCACCCGGUGGUGAUCCGGCGCUGCAUGGAGCUUCCCUGCAACUUCCCUGUCACACCGGCCAUGGUGGCCUCCUCCCUGGGGGAGAGCACCAGCCUGCACGAUGAGCUGGAGAAGGGGAACAUCUUCCUCGUUGACUAUAAAAUCCUGGAGGGCGUCCCGGCCAACACGAUCAACGGCUACCAGCAGUACAUCGCCGCGCCCCUCUGCCUGCUGCACCUGCAGCCCUCCGGGGAGCUCGUCCCCGUGGCCAUCCAGCUCAGCCAGUGCCCAGGCCCCGACAGCCCCAUCUUCCUGCCCAGUGAUUCCGAGUGGGACUGGAUCCUAGCCAAGACCUGGGUGCGCUACACCGAGUUCCUGGUGCACGAGGCCGUCAGCCACCUGCUGCUCACCCACCUGAUCGACGAGGCCUUCACCCUGGCCACCCUGCGCCAGCUGCCCAUGUGCCACCCGCUCUUCAAGCUGCUGCUGCCCCACACCCGCUACACGCUGCACAUCAACAUCAUGGCCAGGACCCUGCUACUCAGACGCGGAGGGAACAUUGAAAGGGCCAUGGGCUCGGGGCUCGAGGGGACCAAGGUGCUGAUGGCCAAGGGCAUGUCCUGCCUGACCUACACCUCCCUCUGCUUCCCUGAUGACAUCCAAGAGCGCGGGGUUGACUGCAUCCCCAAUUACUACUACAGGGAUGAUGGGCUGAAGAUCUGGUCGGCCAUUGAGAGGUAA
Molecule: messenger RNA, 1446 nt
Organism: Emys orbicularis (European pond turtle)
Lineage: Eukaryota; Metazoa; Chordata; Testudines; Emydidae
Product: arachidonate 12-lipoxygenase, 12R-type-like
Exons: 10
Coding region: 1-1446 (481 amino acids)
Biological process (GO): arachidonate metabolic process; lipoxygenase pathway; lipid oxidation
Molecular function (GO): iron ion binding; oxidoreductase activity, acting on single donors with incorporation of molecular oxygen, incorporation of two atoms of oxygen; protein binding
Source: RefSeq, a predicted model, not a curated record